AACUGUAGUGGUCCAGUAAGUUGGAGAGAGAGAGACAGAGAUCACGCGCUGACUGAAUCAGACCCACAAAAUUUCUCAUUGAAACUCCAAUGGCGGAGCCAAACCCAGAGCCAACAGUAUCUCCAAAAGACGAAAAAGAUGUCAAAGCACCGAAUAUAAUUGAGAGAGCUAAGGAAGAGAUUGAUGCAAUAACUCACACUGAAAAAUCACCAGAGCAUCACAAAGAAACGCAUGGAAGGAGUGAUGACAUUGACGAGAACACCCCGAUAGAUGAAGUCAAGGGGCCGAGUGUGUUUGAACGAGUGAAGGAGGAGAUUGAGGCCAUUGUUGAAGCAAUUCAUCCAAAGAAAGAAUCCAAAAGUCAAGAGCCUUAGAAGUUAGAGGGGUGGGUUAACUGAGCCUCUGUAAUAAGAAGGUUUGAGAAAUUUUUCUCUCGAUUUGGAUCAGAAAAGAGGAUUUAAUAUUGUAUCAUAACUGAUGCUUAGUUUCUUUGCUUUGUACGUUUGUUGCAAUUUUACCAUCCAGAUGAUAUCAAUCGUGACUGAAUUUUGUUCAGUUAUUCCAUUGUUCUCA
Messenger RNA from Corylus avellana, 573 nucleotides. RefSeq lists its product as uncharacterized. Lineage: Eukaryota; Viridiplantae; Streptophyta; Magnoliopsida; Fagales; Betulaceae. The record is from RefSeq and is a predicted model, not a curated record.